Molecule: messenger RNA, 1130 nt
Organism: Daldinia decipiens
Lineage: Eukaryota; Fungi; Ascomycota; Sordariomycetes; Xylariales; Hypoxylaceae
Product: P-loop containing nucleoside triphosphate hydrolase protein
Exons: 1
Coding region: 411-1049 (212 amino acids)
Biological process (GO): intracellular protein transport; Golgi to plasma membrane protein transport; protein localization to organelle
Cellular component (GO): Golgi apparatus
Molecular function (GO): GTP binding; GTPase activity
Source: RefSeq, a predicted model, not a curated record
CUUAUAAUUGUAUUACCUUGACGUGUAACUAUAUGUACCUAUGCAUUGCAUAAGUUUGAAGUCUCCGUCCUGCAGGUACAGCGUAUCUAUAUGUAGGUACUUAUCCAGCCAAUGAUACCUCGUAGGCGCGCGCGCUUAGUUCAUUCCGACUAUACUUAGCCUCCUAACCCAUACAGGAUUAGCUCAAAUGUCAUAUCGCCAUAUGUAUGUACUUACGUACCUAUUCCGUACAUGUAAUUUCGACAUUGCAGACAAUCAUUCCAAACCAAAUCACAAGACGCAUCAUUGGCCAGCCCCUCUGAAACAUUACCUCAAAGCCCUCCUGCGGGCUAACGUUUGCUUUCCCACUUAAUCCAACCUACCUAACCCAUUCCGACUCAAAUACCUAACCACCCACCCACCCACCCACCAUGUACCAUCUCGCCAAGUCGCUGUACCUGCUCGCGCGGCGGCGGGAGGAAUACUCGGUGAUACUCCUGGGGCUGGACAACGCGGGCAAGACGACGUUCCACGAGCAGGCCAAAUCGCUCUUCCUACCCGAGCACCCAGACCCCAAGCUCAAGACCGUGCCGACCGUAGGCCAGAACGUGUCCACCCUCACCCUGCCCGACAUGUACCUCAAGAUCUGGGACGUGGGCGGCCAGAUGACCCUCCGCAAGCUGUGGCAGAGCUACUACGCCAGCUGCCACGCCAUCGUCUUCAUCAUCGACAGCACCGACAUCGGCGACGGGUCUCUCGAGCACGACGGCUCUGGCCGUCUUGACGAGUGUCGCCUCGUGCUCGAGGACGUGCUGCAGAAUUCCGAGACGGAGGGCGUGCCGCUUUUGAUACUGGCGAAUAAGCAGGAUCGCGAGGAUUGCGUCGAGGUCGUGCGCAUAAAGGAGGGCCUGGUGAAGAAGGUGUUCGAGGGCGAGAAGGCGUCGAGUAUACGCGAUUCCCGGGUGCUGCCGGUGAGCGCCCUGACAGGCACGGGCGUGAGGGAAGCAAUCGAUUGGGUUAGGUCGAGGGUUAAAUGGAAUAAAGAGUCGAGACCGCCAGUGAUGCGGUGAGGGAAGGGAAAGGCUCUACGUAACGUUGUGCUAUUUGGGUAAAGUGGCCUUGGGUUGGUUUGCAUUCAGCGUCAUGGAACA